GCGUUAUGUUGGGGGGAAGACGGUAGCACUUGGGCCAAAACUGUCAGCACUUGGGCCACGCCUUCGGAACAGCCCAAGGGAUCGUGAUUAGGCAGCAAAUUUGGAUUCCGAUGGGCGGCAAUCCAACCCUUGUCUUGGCUUUUAUCCCUCUGCGCGAGCUAUGAAUCGAGAUUCCUGUGCAAUCUGGGUAUCCGAUCGAGCCCCGGUUUUUGGAGCAAAGCUGAUGGAUAAUGUGACGAUGUUGUCACCCUUCAAGAAGGAACAAGCGGAUGGGUAUCGGAUUGAGCCCCGGGCCGCUAAAGGCAAACAACAGAAUGGGCCGUUGUAUUUCCCGGUGGUCGCGAUAAUCUCUCUCGGAUCGCCUGCGAUGAUGCAUUUCACGCCGCAUUUGCGCCUUCUGGGUCACGGCCAGGAUCAGCCCGACAAUGGUAGCCGAUGCCGUGUGGACAUUGUUGAUGGCCGCGGUCAUCGCGGUACCUCGAGAACCGCAGACGAGUCUGUAAGCGGACUCGGUGGCAUGGGCUCUGCUCCCACAAUGCAUGUGGACGGUGUUUUACGGACAAGUUCACUUGAAAGUCCAGGAGCAUAUCGGGUUCAUGUGGACGAUGAUGCGAAAAAAACUCAAGCAGGGCGUAAUGGUGAAACCGGGAACAAAACAGGAGCACAGGGUGAUGAUAAGCGUAGUGACAGCAUGAAGCAGCAGGAGGACGUGGCGAGUCUGCACAGCAAAACUGCUCAGGCGUCAUCGGCGGUUGGUCUGCUGCCACGUAGCUUGCUUAUCUUUAAGGACGCAGCCUAUGAAGAGUACCUUCAUGGUAUUAUGGAAUGCUCAGCCGAUGUAGUCGACACCUCGGUGGUGAACACCCACCAUCUCCAUCCGGCAAUCACGUCAUCGGCGUCACGAAGCAGGAGCCUGAAAGGGGUCGGUCAAACGGAUAUGGGGUAUCGAGCUGACAUGGAACGAAGUACGGAAGCAGUGCCCGAGCAAUGUGUUGCGGAAGCCAUGCCUGCAGAAGCAGGGUCCAAUAUGCUGCUGGUGCGCACAGGGACGCGGAUUUCACUGACCUGCCGGUUAGUCGUAAAAGGGAUUCGGCGAAACAUCUUGCGACUUUGAGCGUUAAAUUUUGUUCUUGACGGACAUCUCUCGACAAAACAUACAUCUUUAUUUUUUAUUUUUUUUCUUGUUUCCCCCCCCCCCCCCUCCCGUAAAUGCAACCUGUUUACAGCAGGGUGUGGAUGGGGGGGGGGGUACCGUGCAGCUUGCCGGCCAGCAAGCUACUCAGACUCUCCUACAGAUAGUGAGAGGCACACAGAGACAAAGAGACGGUGAGAAAGAGACGUGAGUGGGUGUGAGUCUAUGGCGAGAGAGAGAGAGAGAGAGAGAGAGAGAGAGAGAGAGAGAGAGAGAGAGAGAGAAGAGAGAGAGAGAGAGAGACGGAGACAGAGAAACAGAGAAACAGACAGACAGACAGACAGAGUGUCGAACUGAGUCACAAUUUAUUCUGGUGAUAAAAUUGUGGGUGAACAUAGUCCAGACUCAGGUGCAGAUACAGGCGAUUCUCAGGCCACAAUUGGAAGGGUUGGGCAAGUCUUGGGCCAUGCAAUAAUGGCCAACCACUGCAAAUUUUAUGGCCUUGAAAUGACAAGUACCAUGCAAAUGGCAGGCGUUUGUUGCAAAUGGGCUGCCCUUCGAAUUGUUGUCACUGUUGCAAGUUGCUUGGUGCACUCUGAAAAAAUGGUGGUGGUGGCCUUGCUGAAACAAACUUUGAUGCACUCCUGCAAAUUCUCUGGCUGUUGCUGUGGCAGUGUGCGUGCCGCAUGGGUGUGCGGCAGAUGCACAUGCAUGCCAGAACUAUUUGCAUAGAUAAUCCUCAGGGUGAAUGUCCUACCCGCUCGUGAAUGUCCCAACAGCUCGCUCACUCCUGCGCUUGCUUGUAUUCGUGUGUGUGUGUGUGUGUGUGUGUGUGUGUGUGUGUGUGUGUGUGUGUGUGUGUGUGUGUUCCUGCCUGCUUGUCUGCAUGGUGUGCUUGCUUGUGUAGUUUUUUGUACCUGCGUCCCGCGGUUGCUUGUGUGCCUGGGUCCCCCUCCCUGCCUGCGUGGCUGUCUGCGGGCUUGUGUACGUAUGUACCGUCGCUGUGCCAGCCAGC
Molecule: messenger RNA, 2147 nt
Organism: Chara braunii
Lineage: Eukaryota; Viridiplantae; Streptophyta; Charophyceae; Charales; Characeae
Source: the annotation of a GenBank genome assembly